AACGAGAGAGAGAGAGAGAGAGAGAGAGAGAGAGAGCGCGCAGUGUCUGCUGUGAUGACCUUAAUUAUUCCCCGAGGAGCCAUCACCAUCAUCGUUUUUAUUUUAAUGGUCCGAGGUUCUCCGAAGAUCCACGCGCGCAGUCAGUGUGUAUAAGUAGUCGGAAGUUUAGUGCUCAGUGGAGCGAAAGAUCACGCGCGCUGGAUAGGAAAACGAAAACUCCCCUGACUUCGGCUUGCACUUGGCGUUUAUUUAUUUUUAUUUUUAUUUUUUAUUUUUAUGUAUGCCUACAAAGUUUAAUUUUUAUGAAUGUGUAUUUAAUCUGUUCCGGGCGUAUGGAUAGCAAGGUCAAAUACAGAAGGAAUUGUUUUAUAAAUAUGAACUUUCCAGGUUAAUCUGGGAUUGCGGACUCUACAAACUAGUUUGCUGUAAAAGCUGCGGUGUGAUUCAUUCGGAGAGUUGACAAUGAGAGCAAAACACUUGGACACAGUUUAAUAGGACUGCAUUGGAGUGCGACUUUCAGAACAAACGCAAAGGGACUGCUACAGCUCAUGACCCAAGAAGGAGUAAUAAUAUAAUACUUUAUACAUUACAUGUUGCCACUGACAAAAUGACUGUCAAGAUGGAGUUUGAAGAGUGUUUAAAGGACUCCCCCAGGUUCAGGGCAGCCAUUGAGGCAGUGGAGGGGGAUGUGAGUGAACUGGAGACACGCCUCGAAAAGUUGGUGAAGCAGUGUAAUGCCAUGCUGGAAGCAGGCCGAACAUAUUGCCAGAGCAGUAAGAGUUUUGUAAAUGGACUCCGGGAACUUGGAUGCCACCUUUCUGAUGAACCAACCAUGGGGGACUGUCUGGAAAAGUUCUCCAAGAAGCUGUCCAUCAUUCUCUUGGCUCAGGAGGAGCUCAUUGAAAACACACAGAAGACAGUGAAAAUGAAGCUGCAGAGUUUUGUGAAAGAUGAUGUGAAACGCUUUAAAGAUGCACGUAAGGAAUUUGAACGCAGCAGUGAGACUCUUGAGGCAGCUUUGGGGAGGAAUGCUCAAGCUCCACGGGGAAAACCACAUGAGGUUGAGGAAGCUAGUCAAGCCUUAACACAUGCUCGUAAAUCCUUCAGAUCAGGGACUCUGGACUAUGUACUGCAGAUUAAUGUUAUUGAGUCCAAGAAAAAGACUGAUCUACUGAUGGCGAUGCUCUCUCUGAUGGAAACACAAGCUGCGUUCUUUCAGCAGGGUCACCAGUCCCUCACAGAACUGGAGGAGUAUCGUAAGCAACUUGGCAAUGAGUACACACAGCUUGUUCUAAACUCUGCAAGAGAUAAGAGGGACAUGGAGCAGAGACAUGGUGACAUCAAGAAAAAGGAUGAGUCUUAUGAUGAGUCCAUCUUGGACUUCAGCCCAGAUGCAGCCAGUGGGAUCGCCAUUGAGGGCUACCUGUACAAGAGAGCCAGCAAUGCCUUCAAAACAUGGAGCAGGCGCUGGUUUUCCAUUCAAAAAAACCAACUGGUCUACCAAAAGAAAUUCAAAGAGCAGCCCACUGUAGUGGUAGAAGAUUUGCGCCUGUGUACUGUGAAACCCUGUGCUGAACAGGAGAGAAGGUUCUGCUUUGAGGUCGUCUCACCCUCCAAGAGCUGUCUAUUGCAGGCAGAUUCGGAGCGACAGCAGCAAGGCUGGAUGAGUGCUGUGCAGAACAGCAUUGCUUCAGCAUUUCAGGAUAGAAGAGAGGAAGCAUGCAGCCCUAGAGAGCGCUGCAGCUCCGUGUCAGCAGGCACUAUAAAUCUGUGUAUGGGAGAGCAAAAGGACUAUAAAGCCUUGGAGGAGGUGCAGGCUAUACCUGGGAACUGCCAAUGUUGUGAUUGUGGAGAACCAGGACCAGACUGGGCCUCCAUUAACCUAGGCAUAACACUGUGUAUCACCUGCUCUGGAAUACACAGGAGUCUGGGUGUCCAUUUCUCUAAAGUACGCUCUCUAACUCUGGACUCUUGGGAGCCUGAACUCAUAAAACUGAUGUGUGAAUUGGGGAAUACUGCGAUUAACCGGAUCUACGAGGCACGAAUUGAUGAGAUUACAAUAAAGAAACCACACCCUUCCAGUCCCAGGCAGGAUAAAGAGUCAUGGAUACGUUCUAAAUACGUGGAGAAAAAAUUCAUACACAAGCUUCCUGAAACAGGGCGUGGGACGCCACUGCGUCGCUCCAGUGCACGACGUCAUCGAGCAACAACGCAAGAAAAACUAAUCCAACGUCCUCCCAUUAAACCCAAACCAAAUAGAGCCACUCUGGCUAGGAACACAGGCCUGACCCCAACUGAAAUCAUGAACAGUAUUGGCUCUCAUAAAGAUGAGGAAGAAGUGGAGGACUUGAGUGGCCUUCAUCCGGGUGCCCUGCUCUACCGUUCUGCAGCACUUCAGCAUUUCCCCGUUAUGGCCGAUGCGUUAGCUCACGGAGCUGACGUUAACUGGGUUAAUGUGGCUGAGGAGAGCAAAACACCACUCAUACAGGCUGCGACCGUGAAUUCUCUGGCAGCUUGUGAGUUCUUGCUGCAGAAUGGUGCCAAUGUUAAUCAAGCCGACUCAAAUGGAAGAGGACCCUUACACCACGCUACUAUACUGGGACAUACAGGGGUGGUGUGUUUGUUCCUGAAGAGGGGAGCCGACUACAACAAAAAGGACAUCAAUCAAAAAGACCCGAUCACCAUAGCUGUAGAUAGUGCCAAUGCUGAUAUUGUUACACUCCUCCGAUUAACCAAGAUGAACAAGGAGAUGCGGGAGAUGGAAGGCGGUUUUGCCCAAUCAGGUGAUGAAACCUAUCAAGAUAUCUUUAGGGAUUUCUCCCAGAUGGCUUCCAACAACCCUGAGAAGCUGAAACGACGCAGUGCUGAUAUUAAAACCCCAUAACCACCAGGUGCACAACUGCACUGGUUUCUCUCACUAUCUCUAAUAUACAGACAUGAACUGAAGGAUUUAAUGUUACUUCAUAAGUGUGUCUUACUUUUUUGAAUUGUCAUCACCUGGCCGUGACACAGAGAAUUCAGUUAUGAACUUUGUAUACUAUGGUACGUUACUGAUCUUUGAACCUGAGGUCACUAAGGUAACUAGACCGUAGGGCCAGCUCAUUUCAGUUUAGCAGUGUUGCUGUGCUGCUGUAGUUAUAGCUUUCCUCUGUGAUCGCCAGUGUUCUCUUUAACUACAGUGGUAUCAGGACUUUGUAGAAGGACUCUGAGUGAAGACACUCGUUUUUUACAUUGUCAAAUCAAAUUUUUCUAAUCAUGUUAUAUUCCUUUUUUCAAAAUUGAAGUAAUGCAUCAAAUAAUAAAUGUUCGGGGAUUUUUGAAUCAGUUUAAUGGAUUGGAUUAAAUUUCACUCUAAACAGUUUGUUUGUCUUCUAGGGAAACACAGCUUCUUGACCAAACUGUGCAGUAGUCAUUGACAAACUUUUAAUUCACUGCAAGUAUUUUCAUUACCAAAAUGACAAUGUUGUGUUUCAUAAGCAAUGUUUUUUUCUGUCUUGUUUCUCUAAACAAAUUAUUUUGACAAGAACUUCCCAGAGAAAAAUAAACUUGCUUGCUUGUGUGCCUUCUUUUAA
Molecule: messenger RNA, 3572 nt
Organism: Silurus meridionalis
Lineage: Eukaryota; Metazoa; Chordata; Actinopteri; Siluriformes; Siluridae
Gene: acap1
Product: ArfGAP with coiled-coil, ankyrin repeat and PH domains 1
Exons: 23
Coding region: 608-2884 (758 amino acids)
Cellular component (GO): cytoplasm
Molecular function (GO): protein binding; GTPase activator activity
Source: RefSeq, a predicted model, not a curated record